Molecule: messenger RNA, 1518 nt
Organism: Hypoxylon trugodes
Lineage: Eukaryota; Fungi; Ascomycota; Sordariomycetes; Xylariales; Hypoxylaceae
Product: Aldo/keto reductase
Exons: 1
Coding region: 175-1419 (414 amino acids)
Biological process (GO): dehydro-D-arabinono-1,4-lactone biosynthetic process
Cellular component (GO): cytosol
Molecular function (GO): D-arabinose 1-dehydrogenase [NAD(P)+] activity
Source: RefSeq, a predicted model, not a curated record
CGAACUUGGCAUCGCUUCCGGCUUUCCCUCCGGUAUCUUAUAUUGUAUUCUAUCUUUCCCUUUCGAAUUUCACAGCCUGCCUGGAUCUUACGGAGACGUAGUUUUUGUGUUCCCCUUGAGUUACCAUUUGGUGUAACUUGUGUUAGAAGCGAAGAGAUAUCCUGGUUAUUGACGAUGGGUUCCUUAACUCCGGAUCCAAACUUGCCCCUCCACCGGCCCCUCCGCGAUGCUAUCCCGCCUUUAAUCCUCGGUACUGCGACCUUCAACACACAAUACGUUCCUAAUCCUUUCGAACUACCUGCUCUCUCUAUCGUAUCGCGCGCUCUCGAUCUAGGUGUUUGCGCCUUCGAUACCUCGCCGUAUUAUGGCCCCUCGGAAAUUAUUCUCGGCAAUGCCCUAGCUCACCCCUCCAUAACCCAGAAACAUGCACGCUCCUCCUAUUUCCUCGUCACUAAAGCCGGUCGCAUCUCUGGCGAUGUCUUCGACUACAGCCCGGCUUGGGUUCGAUAUUCAGUGCUUCGUAGCCUCGAGCGCCUGUACACUUCCUAUUUAGAUUUGGUUUAUAUGCACGACGUUGAGUUUGUAUCCCCGGCUGAGGUCCUAGCGGCUGUGACCGAGUUGCGCCGAUUACGCGACGAAGGUAUCAUUCGCUAUGUUGGCAUCAGCGGGUACCCGGUUGAGAAGCUAUGCUCGUUGGCUGAGAUGAUAUUACGUGAGACGGGUGAACCGCUUGACGGUGUGCUCAGUUAUGGCCACUACACAAUACAAAACACGCCGCUUGGAAGCAGUGCUAUAACGCGAUUUGAAGGCGCCGGUGUCGAUGUCGUCCUUAAUGCUAGCAUGCUAGGUAUGGGCUUGCUAACUACGAGGGGCAUCGACGCCGGUCCUAUGGCUUCAUGGCAUCCGAGUCCGGAGGGACUAAGGAAGGCGUGUUUGGACCUAGUACCUAUCGCUGUAGGCGCCGACGAGAAAUUAGAAGUUGUCGCCAUCCGAUGGGCCCUCGAUAACUGGUCUCGAGUUGGUGCGUCUAGAGGUGCUCGUUCUCCAAAGUUACCACCCGGUGAUAGAGUCGGCGUUAGCGUUAUGGGCGUUUCAAGUGUCGCCGAGCUAGAAGAAACGUGUCGUGUCUUCCAAAGCGUGAUCGAAGGUCUCGAACCAGAGACGUCGGAUGUCGAACAAACGAAGCGAAGACGAUGGAGCUUAGAUCGACGGCAAAAGAUCCAAGGAUUAGUUGAGAAAAUGUGGACCGUCCUAGGAGACUGGAAGGAUUACAGCUGGAGUAGUCCCGAUCCGGGAUUCGUCAACGCAAGGAAACCUACCGAGGUUGGUGUUACGCCUGAUGAUGGCAUAUUGAUUAAACAUGCCGCCAAAUCCCCUGUAAACAUUGAGGUUAGCGAGUUGCCGGAGUUGGCUGUUUAAGCUUGUUAUUUGAUCUUGCAUAAUUGUAAUCCAUGAAGAUAUCUCCGCGGGGAGUUGCGCGGGGCUAUUAGACCUUUGGAGUAAUAGGAGUUCGCAGCG